AUGUCUACCGAAACACCAAGCCCUCCGUCCUCGGCCUCUCCUUGGGUCGUCCUUGCCAUAACCAGCGGCACCUUUGCCGCAUUGAACGGUGUCUUUGCAAAACUAACAACGGACAAUCACACAUCUGCCUUUGCACACUCCAUCGCCCACCUAUUUGGGCUUGAGUCAUCGCCAUUUAUUGAAAUGCUCGUCAGAGGUGCUUGUCUCGGCCUCAACGUGCUAUGUAACAUUAUCAUGUGGGCACUUUUCACACGUGCAUUGACAGCAGGACCUUCUACGACAAAAGUUUCCAUCACAAAUACAGCUUCCAACUUCCUGGCUACCGCUGUGCUAGGAAUGGUCGUGUUCCAGGAGGCUGUUGGGGGCUUGUGGUGGCUUGGUGCUGGGAUGAUGGGCGCUGGAUGCAUUCUAGUUGGAAUGCGGGAGGGAGCUUGA
This is a messenger RNA of Penicillium brevicompactum, 435 nucleotides long. RefSeq lists its product as uncharacterized. The record is from RefSeq and is a predicted model, not a curated record. The transcript has 3 exons. NCBI's taxonomy places the organism in Eukaryota, Fungi, Ascomycota, Eurotiomycetes, Eurotiales, Aspergillaceae. Bases 1 to 435 code for a protein of 144 amino acids.